Molecule: messenger RNA, 1650 nt
Organism: Pollicipes pollicipes
Lineage: Eukaryota; Metazoa; Arthropoda; Thecostraca; Pollicipedomorpha; Pollicipedidae
Product: putative transcription factor ovo-like protein 3
Exons: 4
Coding region: 1-783 (260 amino acids)
Biological process (GO): regulation of transcription by RNA polymerase II
Molecular function (GO): DNA-binding transcription factor activity, RNA polymerase II-specific; RNA polymerase II cis-regulatory region sequence-specific DNA binding
Source: RefSeq, a predicted model, not a curated record
AUGCUGACCGGUCACCGCUCGCCGCGGCUGCCGUCGCGUCUCUCGUCGGGGGUGUCGUCGUCGUCGUCGGCGCGGCUCAUCUGCAUCACGCACGGCGCCGACAGCGACGGGACGUCCGACUACUCGAGCAUCGAGCACUGCGACAUCACCGGCUACGACAACCCCAACUACGUGGGCUACCGCGUGGCGGCGCUACCGUCGGGUGCCGAGUUUGAGAUGGCGCCACUGUGCCGGUCGCAGGACUCGGGCAUUUCGGAGAGGCCGCGCUCGCGAUCCAGCAGCCCUCCGCCACCGCCCGGCCUCGACCAGUCGCUCGUCCCACACGGCUUUAUGAACUGGUCGCUGGGCGGCAGCGGCGACGGCGCAGAGGGCCCGUUCGUCCCGUCGACCGAGGCCGGCGGAGCCCCAGAUGCUUUCCUGCACCGAGCGUUCAACGUGCGCUUCCAGCGUCUGCUGCAGCAGCAGCGCUACGACCAGCUGCUGGCGCGUGCACCGCCGCCGCCGCCGCCGCCGCCGUCGUCCGGCUCGCUGGGCCUGCCGCUGCUGCUGCGGCGCGAGUCGCCCACCUCGCCGAGCAGGCAGUACGCGUGCGAAAAGUGCGGCCGCCAGUACGCCUCGAGCGGCAACUUGAAGCGGCACGUCAAGUACGAGUGCGGCGUCGAGCCGCAGUUCCAGUGCCCCGUCUGCAAGAAGAAGUUCCAGCACCGGCACUCGGUCAAGAUCCACGUGGUGUCCACGCACAAGUCGGAGAACCCCGAGCUGAUCAAGGACUAUCUGAUGUGAUUCGCGGCGCUCUGGCCGCGUCUCAGGUCGGCGCGUUCAGGCGGAGCACGACCACAGCUCAAGCGGAGCGCGGCCAUAGCUCAGGUGGAGCGCGGCCACAGUUCAGGCGGAGCGCGGCCAUAGCUCAGGCGGAGCACGGUCACAGCUCAGAUGGAGCACAGCCGCAGCUGAGACGGAGCAUGGCCACUGCUGACGUGGAGCACGGCCACAGCUCAGACGGAGCGCGGCCGCAGCUCAGACGGAGCACGGCCACUGCUGACGUGGAGCACGGCCACAGCUCAGACGGAGCACGGCCACUGCUCAGACGGAGCGCGGCGGCAGCUCAGACGGAGCACGGCUACUGCUGAGAUGGAACACGGCCACCACCCAGGCGGAGCACAGCCACUGCUGAGGUGGAGGCUAUCUCCUCCGCACACCAGCUGUCGCAGCGAGGAGCGACACCGGCUGUCAGCUCCUCCUUCGCCCCGGGUCGGGCCGCGCUGUCCACCAGACGUGCCUCCGGUGUGGGCCUUCCUCUGUGUCUGCGGCCACUCCCCAGUGCCGACUCACCGCCGCCGCUCGCUGUCGCGCACAGCUCUGUCCAGCGACAGAUGAUCGCUUCUGUUGCGCACCCCGCCCGGCGUCCGACUGUGGCGGUCUGCUGACCGUGGCGGCGCCGACCGCCCCAGCGUGCCACCAUGGCCCGCACACGAGCUCCGACCGAGGCCGCGUGCUGGCGCAGUCGCCGACCUCUGGCCCUGGCGCCGGGGCGGCAGACAUUCCUCAGGCAUUUUGUCGGGGCCCGCGCGCCGAGAAUUGUGACUUCCGUGGACAUUAUUAACGAUUUUUCCAGUCUGCUUAGAAAGCAUGUAGUCUUCCGAGCUUUCG